UUUUUCAGAUUGAAAACAAGAUAAACUGAAGAAGCAUAAUUGCAAUGGAUCCAAAGUCUGUAGAUGAGGACCUUAGAAGUGAUGUCAUUAAUUCAAAAAUUAAAAUCAGGCCUCUAGAUAAGCUUCGUCAUGAGGCUCCCUUUGGAGGACAUGAGCCUGCUGGUGGAACUGCAUCUAACAUGUCUGAUGUCACUAUUGGGGACAUAGUUGAGCAUGGUGAUUUUGUCAGCUCUGAUGAAAGUGGUGUUAUGCAUCUUAAAAUCACUAAUGUUAUGAGUGUGGAUGAAAGUAUUACUGGCUGCACUGUGUCAGAAGAUGACAGGGAUGUAUUUGCCAAUAUCCAAAUUGCAUCUGUUACUACUAUAUUGGAUGAUGAGCAUCCUGAUUCAGUUGCUGAAUCUAGUGCAAAUCCUAGUCACUCAACUGCUGGUCAGGGCUCAGCUUCAGUCCCUUUGAAAACGUCAAAUAUUCCUAAUUCUGAUUGUCCUACUCUAAAACUGGUGAAUGUGCGUGGCAUUUCAAAGGACUUGCAAGAUGGGACUGCAUCUGUUUCACCCACAAUUACUACCAUGUGCAUAGUUCCCAAGAGUGCUGCUGUGUCACUCAUUGGCCAAGAUAAAGCCUCUGAAGUGAAAACGUAUCACAGCAUUAUCCGAAGCAGUGUUGUUGUCCCGCACUUGUGCUGCCAUUGCUCUAAGAGAGUGAAAUGUGACUUUAGAGUGCUGUCAUCAAGAGAAAGUGGAGGUCCUGCUGAUAGUUCUUAUCUUUGCUCUGACAAAUGCAAAGAAGAAUGGCUCCUAAAGCUCCCAGACACUGCUGUUGUUGAAAAGCCACGCAAGUAUUUUGAACGUGUCUGUGGGAUGUGUGGACACGAGAUCAACGAUGUCAACAAAGGCCUCUUCUCUUGGGAAACCCGAGAAUUUUGUAACAAACUUUGUUUAGCGGAUCACAUUGGGUAUGUUGGACAACAUUGUCAACAGUGCAGGUCUACCGUACGUCUUUUGCACAUGGGCAAAUACUGCGUGAGAUUUGGAUCAGACAUAUACCAGUUUUGCUCAAAUACCUGCUUGGAAAGGUACAAACAAAGUACACAAGUCUGCUGCUAUUGUCAAAAAAAUCUUUGCAUGGGAGAUAGCUCCUCUCAAGAUUCUGUGGUCUCUAUAUCUACAAAUAAGAAGUAUUGCAGUACAAAAUGCAUGAAACGUGCACUUCGUAAGGACAUCAACCAGCAGUUCUAUAGUGAGCAAAAGGCAUGCACUGUAUGUACUGGCAUACAAGUGCCCCGCUUCGAAUUUCUAAAGGAUGGUGACACUAGCUACCUUUGCUCCCAGCCCUGCCUUAAUGUCUACAAGUUUGCUAACAGCCUUAAAGCUGUGAAUUGCUGCCUUUGCUUACGGCUGCUGUGUGUGGAGUCUGUGACUCACUUCCUGUACCACAACAAUGGCCAGCUGCGAGUGUUUUGCUCCACCUCCUGCACUAAUGUCUUCAUACUCUCCACACGUCGCAUUGUUACCUGCUGCUUCUGUAAGGUGAAGAAGUACAACUUUGACAUGAUUCAGUUUCAUGAAGAUUCUGCAGGAAGCUUCUACUGCUCAGUUUGGUGUCUUAACCUUCAUCAUCAAAAGACCAGUGACGAGGAUCUGGCUGUGGAUGUAGCCACCGGCGAAGGCCCUGUCACGCCGCCAGCACUUGGCAGCUCGGCCCCUUGUUCACCUCCGAGUUCUGAUCCUGGCAAUGCCGGUGUUCCCGUCAAUGGGUCCGUGACUUUGGCUGCACCAGCUGCCUUCAGUACCUCCGACGUACGACCACCACUAGCGCCAGCAACUAAAAAACUAGCACCAGCAACUAAAGCUCCUCUGCCUACCACCACACCACCAGUGUCACAACUCACUCAAUGUAACAUGUGUCAAAACGUCUCUCCUGCACAGUUCCAUAUGGUCAUGUCAGACAAUACUCUUCGCAAUUUUUGCUCCUAUAACUGUGCCUCUCGCUACAAAGUUACGUUUGGUUUUCUAGUUUCAAAUACAAAGAAUACGAAUUCUACUCCAGCGUCCGUCCCGAUAGCCUCUGUUGCAAGUUCGCUUCCAGCAAGACAUGAAACUCGCGCCGCGGCUCAGCUUCCCACCUCAGCGCCCCCAGCGGCACCCCCAGCUGUACCCACGCCUGAAGCGCCCGCGCGAAAACCUUUCGUGAAUUCACGCCCAAAACGCACAAACAAAGAAUCUCCGUCUAAUGAUACAUCAGUGAGCAUGUUGCGUUCCUUCAGAGGAGCUUCGCCGCGCACCAAAGGGGCAGAAUCUGCUAAUAAAAAUUUCACUGAACCAUUCCUGGAGCGAAUCUUGGCUAGUAUGGCACCUAAAGUGAUGAUCAAUAAAAGCACCAUGUGUGUACCAGUGGUGGCUUCCUCCGACUUCAGUACCACCCCCAAUCCAGAUACAAACAAAUCCUCAAGUCGCGUAGAAAGAAUAUUUGUGCCGGUGCCUAUACCCGUGUAUGUGCCUGCACCGGUGGCGAUGUACAGCUUGCCUAUUCCUGUGCUCGUACCGGUGCCUGUGCCCGUGCCUGUGCCGGUGAUCUUACCUCUCAAGCAGUCUGGUUUGCUGAAAGAAUCUUCAAUUUCUGAAGAUGAUGGAUCAUCGCUUUUUUCUAUUGACCCUGCUACAGAUUCUGAUGCUGACGAGUCAUCAUCAGACACAGACGCUGUGAAGUCAACAUCAGGUGCAGACGCUGUGAAGUCAACAUCAGGCACAGACGCUGUGAAAUCAACAUCAGGUUCAGACGCUGUGAAGUCAACAUCAGGCACAGACGCUGUGAAGUCAACAUCAGGCACAGACGCUGUGAAGUCAACAUCAGGCACAGACGCUGUGAAGUCAACAUCAGGCACAGAUGCUGUGAAGUCAACAUCAGGCACAGACGCUGUAAAGUCAACAUUAGACACAGACGCUGUGAAGUCAACAUCCAAUGCAGAUGCGGCGAAGUCAACAUUGAAGACAGAUGCUGCAAAAUCAACAUUGGAGACAGAUGUUGCCAAGUCAAUAUCGCUGACGGAUGCUGAAAAGUCAACAUCGGAGACAGGUUCUCCAAAGUCAACAUUGGAGACAGAUUGGACUCUGAAAACUGAUGCUAAGAAGUCAUUGCCAUAGAUUGAUGCUGGAAUGUCGUUGUGCCGGAGUGAAGCUCAGGAGACGCAGAUGCUUAAAACAUAGAUUCAGGAGAAAUAGCCUAAACUAAUGUAGUUAAGUUUUCUAUAGUAUUAAUUUAGAAGGAAAUUUUCAAGUCAUGAGUCUAUUUGUUUCACUAUGAGAAGGUAUUCAAGCCGGUGAAAAAGGAAAAAAAAAAACCAUAUUUUCAGGUAUUGAUAUCCUUUCGGAAUAUUUGUAUCUCAUCAUGUGUUGUCAAUCAUGGAAAAUCAUUUAAAACUAUGUUUGUGCUUAGCCGCCUGCAAGGUGACCUCGUGACAACAGUUUUUAUUAUGAAAUUAUAGACAAACUUAAGCUUAACUUGUAUCCAUUGCUGCCCGAUUAGUUGAGUUAAUAAGAUCAAUAAGAUUGACUAAAAUUAGUUUGUAUUAUUACUAUUAUUAGGAUUUUUCUCUAUAACUUUCUAUGAUUGUAUGUUGGUUAAACUGAAAGCAUUCUACUAGAGAGAAUCACUGCAAAAUUACCACGCACGCUACAGGCUAUUUCACGGCCCUUCUUUUCCCCAAAUUUAAAAAAAUGACGCAUAAUUUACCUCCUUCAAUAAAAUCCUGUCUUUCGUGGGUGCUAUGGCAAUAACGAAGACUUUACCUACAGCUCUAUACACACCAGGGCCGUCUGCAAAUUGAAAUCCUACACCGCUCUUUGUUCUGACUGGUUUUUCCUGACAAGUGUUCUAGAGCCUCGUCAUACUGUAGCUCAUUGAGUAGCCUGGCUGUGACAAUGGUAUACUUUCUUAAUUUUAUAACGGUUUUCGUUCAACUAUAGAAACCUGUAAUGAGAUGGGUACUUUUUUUUUAUUCAAUUAGUAGCUCAGAACUAUCUUGAAAUUAUCUUGACUAAAUUGAUAUAAUCAUAUCCGUGCUCGAAAUUAUUUAUAUUGAUUACGUAUUUACGUAGAGCCUCCGUAUUUGUUACAGAGUCACAAAUCAAUCACUGAUUAUCAAUUUAUUUUAGCACUUACAGGAAAUUAGCCAUAGUCUUCUGACCUAGAAAUUCGUGGUACUGAUCGCCCAAUCACGAUCAGGUUAAAACUUUGGAAGAUUCAUCUUAAUGCAUUAAUAUAAUCUUAUAUAAUUGCUUUUCAAUUUACUCUCUCAAAAUUUUUAUACAAUUAAAUGACGAUUUUAACUUUUAAAAUGUGUCAAAUCGUUCUAGAUGAAUUCAAACCAGCAUUAUUUUUACGGUUACGUUGUUGGGAUUGGAUUUUAUUUGUUCCAGUUAAUUUCGGAAAGUAUUGUCUACUGCCUUAGCCAUUUUCAAGUUUGUAAGGAGACGGUUACAGUUCACUUUAGUUAUGGUUGACUUGUCAAGUCACUUGUUCCAGGAGCAUAUAUAUAUAUUUCUUCACACCGCGUCUGCUGUUUGAGUUUGAACAUGGUGGUGAAUAAUUGAAGGUAAGAAAAAUGCACUGUAAUGACAAAUAAUUCUAAAUUUUAUUAAAUUUUCGUUCCAAUUCUGAA
Molecule: messenger RNA, 4660 nt
Organism: Hyalella azteca
Lineage: Eukaryota; Metazoa; Arthropoda; Malacostraca; Amphipoda; Hyalellidae
Gene: woc
Exons: 13
Coding region: 45-3143 (1032 amino acids)
Source: RefSeq, a predicted model, not a curated record